Rhagoletis zephyria (snowberry fruit fly) is the source of this 2087-nucleotide messenger RNA. It is a transcript of the gene Dbct, whose product is annotated as Dihydrolipoamide branched chain transacylase E2. Gene Ontology annotation, cellular component: cytoplasm; mitochondrion. The record is from RefSeq and is a predicted model, not a curated record. Lineage: Eukaryota; Metazoa; Arthropoda; Insecta; Diptera; Tephritidae. Gene Ontology annotation, molecular function: acetyltransferase activity; lipoic acid binding.
GACUAAUUUCAGCUUGACAUCCUACCUAUCAAUUUUGGUUAAAGCCGAGAACGGCAACCCUGUCACAUGUCAAGGAAAGAUCUGGCAUGCACUGCAGUUUGCUCUGCAACAACAAGCACUUUUGACAUAUUUUGAUAAGAACGUGUUACCAGUUGUUUUAUUUUCUUUUUAUAGCCCACAUUUUCCUAUAUACAUAGUAAAAUAAAGUGCUUUAAUUUUUUACGUACUGCAGUUAGAUACAAUUUUCAAAUGUCUUCCAUAUUCCUAAAAAAUGGUGCAGCGGCGAUGAUAAAGUAUUCGUUAAAAAUUUGCUGGAAAUCUCCGAAUGCGGCUCAAAUACGCUAUCUGAACUUAACACCAUGCUUACAAAAAUUAGUAACAUUUAGACUUAGCGACAUUGGUGAAGGAAUUCGUGAAGUUACUGUGAAGGAAUGGUUUGUCAAGGUCGGUGACUCUGUAGAACAAUUCGACGAAAUUUGCGAAGUGCAAUCGGAUAAAGCAUCUGUUACAAUUACUAGUCGUUACGAUGGCAAAAUCGUGAAACUCUAUCAUCCAGUAGAUGAUGUCGCUCAUGUAGGCAAACCGUUGUUAGACUUCGAAGUUGAAGAAGAUGAUGAUUCUGAUUCAGAAUCAAGCGCCGAUUCAGGUUCCAGUGCUAGCGAUCAUAAAUCUUUCCAAUCAUCUACUGGAAAAGUCGCAAGCGAUGAGGACGUAGCACGCCAUAUAACACUUGCAACGCCAGCAGUCCGUCGUCUGGCUAUGGAAAAUAAAGUAGACCUCUCAAAAGUACCGCCUACAGGUAAACAAGGACGUGUGCUUAAAGGAGAUGUACUCGAAUAUCUGGGACAUUUGCCAGCUGGCACCAAUAUACAACAUCCAACAAUUGCAGCCAAAAUUGAGGAGAUCAAAUUUUUAGAAACAAAGUCCGUGCCAAAAUCUACACCUGCUGUUCCUUAUCGUGUUGAGCCACUGAAAGGUGUGCCUAAAGCGAUGCUCAAGACCAUGUCAGCAUCGUUGAAAAUUCCUCACUUUGCCUAUAGUGAUGAGGUUAACAUGACAAAGCUUAUUGAUUUCCGGGAUCAAUUAAAAAGUGCGGCGAGCGAUCGAGGCAUACCUAAACUCACCUUCAUGCCCUUUUGUAUCAAGGCUGCAUCUAUUGCACUCUCAAAGUUCCCUAUUCUAAACAGUUCGCUAGAUAUUGAUAAGGAGGCAGUUAUUUACAAAGCGUCUCACAAUAUCAGCGUAGCUAUAGACUCUCCUCAGGGCCUAAUAGUGCCCAAUAUCAAGAACUGCGAGAGUAAAAAUAUUCUAGAAAUCGCAUUACAUUUGAAUGAACUGGUUGAAAGAGGUCGCAAAAAUGCAUUGACACCGCAAGACUUUGCUGAUGGUACCUUUUCACUUUCGAACAUUGGUGUGUUUGGCGGUACUUAUACUCACCCUUGCAUUAUGGCGCCUCAAGUGGCCAUUGGUGCUAUGGGACGAACAAAGCAUUGUCCUAUGUAAACGCGCCGUUAGUGGCCUUUGCCAAUCAAAGACGGCAAGAACGAGGUAUUGAUGUUCUACAAUAUUGGAAAAAUGAGUCUUCGCGGAAACCGCACUUAGCUCAGUUAGCUAAAAUAGUUUUAACUGUUCCUGCAACCAGGUCAGUGUUGAAAGGAUGUUUUAUGGCCUAAAAUUCAUUAUGACACCUACGAGGGCAAAUUUAAAUAGUAGUGUAAAUGUAGUGGAUUCGAUUUGAUUGAUAAGAACUAAUCGAUUGUAUAGGCUACAAAUAUUUAAAUAAAUUUAUUAGCUUUUGCGAGUAAGAUGUGACCCUUUUUAAACAAACGAUUAUUGUUAUAUUAUAAUAUCAACAUAUUUUGUGUGAGAAUUGCACUUAUAUGUAUGUAUAUCAAAUACUAUCAGCAACAACUCUCAUUAUAUAACAAAUAAUAUAAUAAACAAAUUUCUGCAUUUAGAUCUAAGCAAAUGUGGUGGAAUAUAGUUAUUAGUUUGUAUAAUUGAUUCAGAGGUGUUUUCUUUAUAUAAACUAAAAUUAAUCACAAUGUUUAAUUUCGCCAAAAGCAAACCUUAUGUACCUUAUUUAU